GCUUCAGGAAUGCCACGUGACAAAGGUGUUCUUUAAAAGAAGGGGCUGGCGGCACAGUGAUGCCCACACUUUGUGGUUUUCGGUUGUGAGUGCCUGGUCUGCCCAGAAAGCUGUGCACGAUGAUUGAGCCCUUCUUAGGCACCUGGAAACUGAUCUCCAGCGAAAACUUUGAGAAUUACGUGAGAGAACUGGGAGUGGAAUGUGAGCCCCGGAAAGUUGCAUGUUUAAUAAAGCCAAGCGUUAGUAUUAGUUUCAAUGGGGAAAGGAUGGACAUCCAAGCAGGAAGUGCAAGCAGGAACACGGAGAUCUCCUUCAGGUUGGGGGAAGAAUUUGAAGAGACCACUGCAGACAACCGGAAAGUGAAGAGCCUUAUAACCUUUGAAGGUGGGUCAAUGAUCCAGGUCCAAAAAUGGCUUGGCAAACAGACAACAAUUAAAAGAAAAAUUGUGGAUGGAAAAAUGGUAGUGGAGUGCACCAUGAACAAUGUCGUCAGCACUAGGAUCUACGAAAGGGUGUAGCAGAAGGGUUAACACCAGCAAGAACUUGGCCACCACAAAGAACUUGCCACUGAAGAAAGCCAGCCCCAGGGACAGUGAUUUAAAACAUCACCAGCAUAAGUUUUGCUCAAUAAAAGCAGGAAUUGAAA
Messenger RNA from Mus pahari (shrew mouse), 646 nucleotides. Its product is annotated as fatty acid-binding protein 9. Lineage: Eukaryota; Metazoa; Chordata; Mammalia; Rodentia; Muridae. Gene Ontology annotation, molecular function: fatty acid binding. Gene Ontology annotation, biological process: fatty acid transport. The record is from RefSeq and is a predicted model, not a curated record. Gene Ontology annotation, cellular component: nucleus; cytosol. The coding region runs from base 120 to 518 and encodes 132 amino acids. The transcript is spliced from 4 exons.